Protopolystoma xenopodis is the source of this 624-nucleotide messenger RNA. The record is from the annotation of a GenBank genome assembly. Lineage: Eukaryota; Metazoa; Platyhelminthes; Monogenea; Polystomatidea; Polystomatidae.
GUAGAUAAUUUACGUGUUGAAGGGGGGGAACGUAGCCUAUUACUGCUGUGGUCACCUCCCUUAUGCAUCAGCUCUGGCAUUGAGCCUUUGGGCUUUGAGAUUAAAUGGGGUGCCGAAUUGCCGAGCCAAGGACCAAUCAUUCUCAACUCAUCUGCAUCAACUUAUUCCAUUGAAGUAAAUAGAAGCCUCGAGAUACCGAUUAAUGUACGCGUAAUCGCAAAUGGAGCAGAGUGGGCAACAAUUGCAUGGGAUGCACCCUCUGUUUAUCGGGUACCCACCCGAUCGGAGCUGUUUUCCGAUGUGGAAGAAGUGAUUCUAGAACGGCAAUAUCAAGUCCGUUAUGAGGCCAUGGAGCAGAUUAUUCUUUCACCGGGAGAUCAAGGAUUUGAUCUCACAAUCCUAAAUGCCUCUCUCAUCGAUCUCAAUGAAAAUAUUAUAACCACUAGCACGAAUUCUAUUCGUUUGAGUAACUUGAUUCCGGGAUAUCGAUAUUCUGUCAGUGUAAGGGCAGUGACGGAGCAAGGCAAGCAUCUCUAUAGUGAGUGGAGUCUUGCUGAGACGCUUGAGACUCUCCAGCUAAGUGAGUUUUUAUAUUAUACUCUACCCAAUGUGGUUUCUUGUUAG